Messenger RNA from Brassica rapa (field mustard), 2279 nucleotides. Its product is annotated as transcription factor bHLH157. NCBI's taxonomy places the organism in Eukaryota, Viridiplantae, Streptophyta, Magnoliopsida, Brassicales, Brassicaceae. Gene Ontology annotation, molecular function: DNA-binding transcription factor activity. The record is from RefSeq and is a predicted model, not a curated record. Gene Ontology annotation, biological process: regulation of DNA-templated transcription.
GGCCCAAACACUCAACACGCGACAAAGCCACAAACGUAGAGAAUAAAUGAAACGAUGCGUUUAGGACACGUGUCGGCUUGUCAGGCAUCGACUUUCCAUGUGGACAAUGCGGGAGAGACUCCAACAAUUCUUUAUAUAAUUAGAUAAUACUAGUAUUAUUGUUUUAUUAAAGUCCUGCAACUUCUCAGACAAAAAAAGUUCUUCCACUUCCGUUCGAAUGACAGACAUUUGCUUAUAUAUAGAAGGACAGAAGCUUUAAACUCCCCUUUUUAAUUGCUUGAACAAAAAGCAAAGGAAUUAUCUCUGUGUUAGUUAUUUUUCUGCAGGUUAAAGAAAACCAUAAAAAGACAUUUCUUCUUCUCUGUUUCCCCGCUUUUAUCUUUGAAGUUUGGUUUCUGGAGAAGACAAAAGUUUUCUACUUUUUGUAAAAGUUCGAGGUCUUACAAAAAUAAUUUACGGGGUCUUCUCAGCUCAAGUUUCAUAAAAACUUUGUGAGCCUUUCUUAAGUUUGGUGAUGAUGGAUAUGGAGGUUAAACAGAUAUUGAAGAGUCUAUGUUUCAGCUAUGGAUGGUCUUAUGCUGUCUAUUGGCGCUCUGACCCCAUUAAUCCCAUGUUACUGAGAGUUGAAGAAACACACAAUGAUGAACAAUCAGCCACACUCGUUGAUGAUAUGAUUCUUAAGACUCAUGUCUUAGGCCAAGGGUAAGAAGCUCAAAUAUUCAUUCAAUGGAUUAAUAUAUUUCUGCUUUAACGUAACUACCAAUGGCUGUUCUCAGACACACUUGUUCAGAGUAUCGCAAUCAUUCCAAUAGGAUAGGGCGUUGUUCAAUUAGGGUCUACUCAAAAGAUUGUUGAGAGCCGAGAGAUGUUGGAAUAAACAGAAAGAGCUCUGCAGGAGAAGCAUUCUUUGAAAGUAAAGGAUCAGUCGGUAAUUCUUGAUACUUUGUUUGAGUCUCUAGUACCACUGGUAGACUGUGAGCUUGUCCCUGAAUAUUUUCGAAUCAGCUUCGAUGACAUCUUCACCGAAGAAGAUAAUAAUCCCCUUCUUUGCUCUUCGAUAAACCAGCCUUUGAAGUCAUCCCCAACCUUUCUCAGACUAAUAAAGAAUGAUUCUGUGUUCGACAUUCUCAACUCUUACUUUGACGAUCUUUACCAGCUGCUGGCUGAUGAUGAUUCCAAGAACAGGAAUGCUCAUGGAUCCAAAGGAAACGACAAGGUUUUGGGGAUCCAUUCCUAUGAUUGUCCGCAGAAAGGACAGUUAUUCUCUGAGCUCAUAAGCACUAGGCUUAGCAACAGCACUAGUUGUCUCACAAUGUGCAACAACAAGAUUCUUAUUCUGGCCUGAAUAGAGCAAAGACGGAAACUUGACAACUCAACAAGCUCAAGCUUCUUCAUGACUCAAGCGGAGACACUAACACCUUCUAAUCCUCCCAUGUGGAUUGAUGAAGAUGGCAGGAACUGGAAGAAACCUCAAGAAGAAGGAGUGAAGAAGAAGAAAAGAGCAAAGGCAGGAGAAAGCAGGAAAGCCGAGCCUAAAGACAGGCAGAUGAUACAAGACCGUAUCAAGGAGCUACGAGGGAACAAUGGAGCUAAGUGUAGCAUUGAUACAUUGCUUGAUCUGACGAUAAGACACAUUUUCAUGCAAAGCAUCGCCAAGUACGCUGACACCAAACAACCAUACCAGCCUAAGUGACUGGUGAAGGAGAAAGAGAGAACGUGGGCGUUGGAAGUGGGGGAUGAUGAGUCAGUGGUAUGUCCGAUCAUCGUGGAGGAUUUGAAGCCGCAAGGACAAAUGCAGAUAGAGAUGGUGUGCCAGGAUGGGGAUGAGUUUCUUGAGAUUGCACAUGUGGUGAGAGGUCUAGUGAACAUUUUGAAAGGAGUCAUGGUAACGAGACAGGGAAGGAUAUGGGCACACUUGAUCGUCGAGGCAAAGCCACACAUAACUAGGCGUCAACUCUUCUACUCACUUGUUCACCUCUUUCAACAACAAAACCCACCACACUCCUUUGACCACCAAACAUGACUUAUAGGACUCAAUUAUUAUUAUCUGUUGAUUGGUUAAACCUGAUUCUUUUGGAUUGGUGAACGGAAUCGAAAUCUGUUGAUAUAUAGUUUAGUUCCACCAAUCCUAAAGCGUUCGUUGUUAGAAUCAUUUACAUGAAGGAUUUUGGGCUUUACUGCGAUUGUGUGUGUGUAAUUCAUGUAAUGCAAAGUCCCGUAAUUCCUCCGUAAGACAUUCCAAAAAUACCCAUUAAAGUAUUGAAUGUGCGAUUAAGACA